GUCUUAUUUUUACUCUAUGUUAUGGUCUCGUUGUAUGGUGGCAUUAGUAUUCUUUUAGGUUAUUUCCUAGUUUUGUUAAUUUAUCGAAAUUAACGAAUAAAAAUAAAUAUUAUAUAACACGAACAAUGGCAGAAGCUUCCAGUGAAAAACUAUCCAAGAAUGAACUGAAACGUCGCCUUAAAGCUGAGCAAAAGUUAAAAGAAAAGGCGGAGAAAGUAGCUACAAAACCUGCACCAGUGGCCUCAGAGAAAAAAAGUGUAAAGCUUGAAGAGGAAAUCACCCCUAAUGAGUAUUAUAAGUUACGAUCAUCUGCCAUUGAGGCCCUCAAAAUGGGACCUAAAGAUGAACAUCCAUAUCCCCAUAAGUUUAAUGUGACAAUAUCUCUAGAAGAUUUUAUUGAAAAGUACAAUAGUUUGAAUAGUGGGGAAGUUCUUGACAAUGUCACAUUGUCACUGGCUGGUAGAGUACACUCUAUAAGAGAAUCGGGAGCCAAACUAAUAUUCUAUGACCUGAGAGGAGAAGGAGUAAAAUUACAGGUUAUGGCCAAUGCUAAAAUGUAUGAGUCAGAAGAAAAGUUUGAAAAGGAUACUGAUAAGUUAAGAAGAGGUGACAUUAUUGGCUGUAUUGGUCAUCCAGGAAAAACCAAAAAAGGGGAGUUGUCUGUAAUACCCAAAAGUAUUAAGUUGCUGUCACCAUGCUUACACAUGCUGCCUCAUUUACACUUUGGUUUGAAAGACAAAGAAACUAGAUUUAGAAAACGGUAUCUUGAUCUCAUUUUAAAUGAUAAGGUACGGCAGACAUUUUACACCAGAGCUAAAAUUAUAGCUUAUAUCAGGCGAUUUUUAGAUAACAUGGGCUUCCUAGAGAUUGAGACUCCUAUGAUGAACAUGAUUCCUGGGGGGGCAGUUGCUAAGCCAUUUAUCACUCAUCACAAUGAUCUUAACAUGGAUCUUUACAUGAGGAUUGCCCCCGAGUUAUACCACAAAAUGCUAGUGGUAGGUGGACUUGACCGUGUCUACGAAAUUGGGAGACAGUUUCGGAAUGAGGGCAUUGAUUUGACUCAUAAUCCUGAAUUUACAACAUGCGAGUUUUAUAUGGCCUAUGCAGAUUAUAAUGAUAUUAUGACAAUGACUGAAUCCAUGAUUUCUGGUAUGGUGAAAAGUAUUCAUGGUACUUACAAGAUUAAAUACCAUCCCGAUGGACCCGAUGGUGAAGAAGUUGAGGUGGAUUUUACCCCUCCAUUCGCCAAAGUACCCAUGAUUGCAACCUUGGAAAAAAUUCUAAAUGUCAAGUUACCUCCUGCCAACAAGUUUGACACACCCGAAGUCAAUACUCUCCUUAGUCAGCUGUGUGAAAAACAUGAGAUUGAAUGCCCACCACCCAGAACCACUGCAAGAUUGCUGGACAAGCUAGUUGGAGAGUUCCUUGAAGAGAAAUGUGUAAAUCCAACAUUCAUUAUGGAUCAUCCACAAAUCAUGAGUCCUUUGUCUAAGUAUCACAGAGAUAUACCCGGUCUCACUGAAAGAUUUGAACUGUUCGUCAUGAAAAAAGAAAUAUGCAAUGCAUACACAGAGUUGAACGACCCGUUGACUCAGCGGGAGAGGUUCGAGCAGCAAGCGCGGGACCGCGCGGCGGGCGACGACGAGGCGCCGCCGGCCGAUGAAGCCUUCUGCACCGCGCUCGAGUACGGCCUACCGCCCACCGGCGGCUGGGGGCUCGGCAUCGACCGCCUCACCAUGUUCCUCACCGACUCCAACAAUAUCAAGGAGGUGUUAUUAUUCCCGGCAAUGAAACCUGAUGACCCAAAUAAACAUAGUGGAGAGGAUAACAAAGCUCCAGAUGCAACAGCAAUGCAAAAUGGUGCAUAAUUUUAUUUAUUAGUUUGUUACUUAAGUCAUGGUGUGUGAAACCACUUAACAUUUUGCUUAAAAUAAAUUAUUAUACACUAACA
This is a messenger RNA of Plodia interpunctella (Indianmeal moth), 1951 nucleotides long. RefSeq names its product Lysyl-tRNA synthetase (gene LysRS). The record is from RefSeq and is a predicted model, not a curated record. Bases 126 to 1868 code for a protein of 580 amino acids. Gene Ontology annotation, molecular function: tRNA binding; ATP binding; lysine-tRNA ligase activity. The transcript has 8 exons. NCBI's taxonomy places the organism in Eukaryota, Metazoa, Arthropoda, Insecta, Lepidoptera, Pyralidae. Gene Ontology annotation, cellular component: aminoacyl-tRNA synthetase multienzyme complex; cytosol; cytoplasm. Gene Ontology annotation, biological process: lysyl-tRNA aminoacylation.